This is a messenger RNA of Eptesicus fuscus (big brown bat), 859 nucleotides long. It is a transcript of the gene SSBP1, whose product is annotated as single stranded DNA binding protein 1. The record is from RefSeq and is a predicted model, not a curated record. The coding region runs from base 300 to 746 and encodes 148 amino acids. NCBI's taxonomy places the organism in Eukaryota, Metazoa, Chordata, Mammalia, Chiroptera, Vespertilionidae. Gene Ontology annotation, cellular component: mitochondrial nucleoid. The transcript has 7 exons. Gene Ontology annotation, molecular function: single-stranded DNA binding. Gene Ontology annotation, biological process: mitochondrial DNA replication; positive regulation of helicase activity.
UUCCACGCGCGGGGAGGACUUGGCGUUUCCUCUCACCUCCCGCCCCUUUACUUCGUUGGCUGGGAGCGUCACCUUAGAAAGGGCACUUGCCCAUCCUGGCGAUGAGGCCGGGAACCCAGGAAUCUCCCUUCGUCUUUACUAACAGGGAGGGAGGCAAUUUUUGCAGCAACAAGUUUCAGAUUUAAAUCCCUUGAUGACAAUGUAAUAUUUAUUGAGCCCUCCGUAUGUGUUAGGAACUGUUAGGUGGAUUGGAUUUGACAGAAAGGACUAAAGAUUAGAUUGUAGGAAAAGUAGAAGCAAUGUUUCGAAGACCUGUAUUGCAGGUAUUUCAUAAAUUUGUGAGACAUGAGUCUGAAGUAGCAAGCAGCUUGGUUCUGGAAAGAUCUCUGAAUCGUGUGCAGUUACUGGGGCGAGUUGGUCAGGAUCCUGUCAUGAGACAGGUGGAAGGGAAAAACCCAGUCACAAUAUUUUCUCUAGCAACAAAUGAGAUGUGGAAAUCAGGAGACAAUGAAGCAUACCAAAUGGGUGACGUCAGUCAAAAGACAACCUGGCACAGAAUUUCAGUAUUCCGACCAGGCCUCAGAGAUGUGGCAUAUCAGUAUGUGAAAAAGGGGUCUCGAAUUUAUGUGGAAGGGAAAGUAGACUAUGGUGAAUAUAUGGAUAAAAAUAAUGUGAGACGACAAGCAACAACAAUCAUUGCUGAUAACAUUAUAUUUCUGAGUGACCAGACAAAAGAGAAGGCAUAGAGCGGACCGUUCUUCUUUGGCCAGUGUUUGGUAUAGUCUCAUUUCCAAAUCAUGUAUAGCCUUUAUAGUUUCUAAGGACAAAAAUUAAAAUAUUCUUUUAUAUAAAAUGAUAA